Molecule: messenger RNA, 6482 nt
Organism: Aplysia californica (California sea hare)
Lineage: Eukaryota; Metazoa; Mollusca; Gastropoda; Aplysiida; Aplysiidae
Product: serine-rich adhesin for platelets
Molecular function (GO): protein binding
Source: RefSeq, a predicted model, not a curated record
AUGUCCAUAGCGUUCAAGCCAACCACACUCAUACUAGACAACAACAACAUCAGCAAACUGGAUGGAUUGGAGGCAUGCCCGUCACUCACUCAGCUGUCUGCAGUCCACAAUCACAUUGUGCGUAUGCAUGCAGUGGGUUCCCUCCCCCUGUUGACAGUGUUGAGUCUGGCCAGCAACAGUAUCGUCACCAUGGAAGGUCUUGACUUGUUGGAGCAUCUCACAUGGCUAGACCUCAGCUCCAAUUCUAUCAAGGUUGUGGAACAUCUUCCAAAGUCGGGAAUGCUUCAUUACAUUGAUUUAUCGGACAAUGACAUUACUCACUUCUCAGACCUCAGUUAUAUGGACAACUUGAAGACAUUACUUUUGCAUAGUAACAGCAUCACGUCUCUGAAGAUGGCAGUCUCACACUUGCCCCAGAAUCUGAGUGUUCUCUCCCUUGCUGAUAACAGCAUUUACGACCUGAGUGAGAUCUGUUACCUGUCUGGGUUGGCCAAUCUGCAACAGUUUUCUGUUGCUGAAAAUCCCUGCCUCAUGAUGACAGCAGAGAAUGAAGGGUUUGAUUACCGGCCAUACAUUUGGAACUGGUGCCCCACAGUCUAUGUCCUGGAUGGUUACAUGGUGUCAGAGAAAGAAAGGCUGUUGGGCGAGUGGCUGUAUAGUCAAGGAAAAGGCCGACAGUUUCACCCUGGCCAGCAUGCUCAACUGGUGGAGUAUCUGGCAACUGUAUGUCCACUUACGUCUACUGACCAGCUCCGCUCUGAGGACGACUCCAAGCUCAGUCAGAUUCUCUCUCAGCAGCGGAGAUACCAGCAGCAAUUACAGCAACAUCAUCACCAUCACCAUCACCAUCAGCAACAACCACAACAACAGCAUCGACAGCAGCCUCCUCAAGCUGAGAGCGAGAACUCAGGGCCCAGUGGGGAUAGGUCGUACAGUGUACAGUCUAACGAUUCUGCCUCCCCGGAAAGAAAUUCCUCCGUCUUCUCAUCUCAGUCGGUGGACACCAGCAGAGAACAACAAGGCAGGCGUCUUGUCUGGGCCAAUCCAGCUGACCUGAGCAUCCGGUCAGCGGCCAGUGGCGAAAGGGAGAGACAGCCAGCCACGCACGCUGACGAUCUCACAGUUCAAGAUGUCACAAAUGAUUCUGAUGCCAGAAGUAGUGUGAGCCUGCUUGAGUCGGAGUCUGUUUACCUCCCCUUUGAUGUUCCAGCUAGUCCAGUUAACUUACGUCGGCCGCUGACCGCCCCAGGGAAAGUCCAGCAGCAUCAGUCAUGGCCCACGACAACUGGCAACGGGACAUCUUCACUGAAUACUUCGGUCCCCUCUAGACAACCGCUGAACUCCCACCUCACACGACCGGCAACGGCAGCUGAGUCUCGUUCUGUUGCUUCAGAAAAUAGAUACGCUUCUUUAGAACAGCGGCCUAUCAAGCCUUUGAACCAGAAUUUUGGCAGAAGCAACUUCAAGCCGACUUUUGACAUUUCGUUGCCUCUAUCGUCACACUCGGAGCCUAGUGUGAGUACACACAAGGAGAGCCAGCCACCUACAGCAUGCAGUCAGGACUACGACUCGAGCAGCGAACAGACGACCAGUGAAAGCGAGGCAGUCGUGCCUCGCAAGAAAACAGCAGUUGUAGGAAGAGAGGACUCAGGUACUCAGGACAACUUUACAAAGUCGCAGACUUCUCAACAACAGAUUUCUGUGGGACAUGCAACAGGUGUGAAGGGAGAUUUUCCGAAAACUGAGUCAGGAACGAGUUCUGAUGCCGCUCCGAAAGAUAAACUUUCCUUGAUCCGGAAUAUUGCUGGAAAUAAAAAAGCUGUAAAGUUUCCUGGAAACUCGAGUGCAGACAGCAGUGCAAGACAACGGUCAGUAGUAGCCACAGCACUCAGGGCACGAUCAGCCACAGCAACAGCAGCAGCUGGGAACAACAGCAGCAGCACUAUGAAAACUUCUGGCAGCACCAGCACCACCACAACUACAACUACAGCAUCCAGUAUGGCUGCCUCAGCUGUUUCACGGGCUCGGCAGAUGAGGAAUCCAGCCAUAAAAGCAACCGGAGUGAUCACAGCUGCAGAGGUUAAAGAUACAUCCUCGGGAGGUUUCUUGGAGAAGGGAGGAGGCGAUGGGGUCACCAUCUCCCCCCAAGCAGGGGAAUCCAAGCAGAUGAAGGGGAGGUUGAAUCUGGAGCGCAUGGAACUCAAGAAAGGUGGGGGCAUCUCGACUGGAAGUGUCCGAGACUCUGGCUUCCUGUCUCGGCCGGCCAGUGAUGCCGUCUUGGAGGAUUCGCAGAGACAUACUAGUCACGAUGAUAAAGCAGCCACGCUGAUCCAGUCCUUCUGGCGCGGUUACUGGGCUCGAGAGAACAACGCUAGGGUCAUUUCCAUCCGGAAAGAAAUCCGAGCCAGAAGGGCAGAAGACCACAUCAUGCUGUUAAGGAAGGAUCUGGAAAGGAAUCGAAAGCUGUAUGAAGAGGAAAAACGACUACGCAUUUUACAAAUGGAGGCCAUUCGGCUUCUUUAUCAUGAGGUACAAGUGCUCAAAUCUCAGAACCUGUCCUCCACAAAAGACCUCAACAGCACUGGUGGUCACAGCAGUGGGGCAAACACUACCACAAGUUUCAGCCCCACCACCACCGCAGCAUCCACCUUGUCACAGGCGGUAACCACCUCAGGCUACAGUGAACUCAACCGCACACAGGAUCUUGAGCGGACAUGUGCUGGUCUACAGAGUCAGGUGACACAGUUACAAGAAGCCUUGGAGUCUGUUUCCUCCGCAGUUUUCCGCUCCAACAGCCUUGACGGUGCUAACUUUGAUCUCACAGACCAGUCUGACACUGUCGCCGUGACCCCGUUCCACGACCACCCUCCAGAGGGCACUCACAGUACAGACGAGGCCUGUCACUGGGGUUGCAUCCCUCACUCCCUCUCCCCCUACCCAUCGGAAGAGGAGGAGUCCUACUUCCUGCAGGUUCCUGUGCAGGGUGCACCCACACCACCCAGGCAGCUGCAGUUACGACACUUGAACCGUUCCACACUCAUGUUGUCAUGGCAACCUUCCUCCUGUUCCGGUCGAGAUAUGGAGGAGGAGGGAAACCGCCACAUCAUUGGAUACAGGAUUUAUGUGAAUGAUCAGCUAAAAGCCUUCAUAUGCCAGAGAACUUCAGCCUUAGUUGAGGGACUGAAUCCAUCAACGACUUAUAAGUUCUAUGUGAAGGCCUUGUCUGGGUUUGGAGAGUCCUUCGAAUCCAAUAUUAUCAUGGCUAAAUUGGCCAAAGGACAGGAGAGACUGAAAUACUCUGCCAGUAGUGGCAGUGAUAGCUGCAACGACAGUGAGAAGGAGAUUGACUCAGCCGAGAACUCAGAGAAAGUCAGACGUAAGCACAAAAAAUAUCGCAAGUCGCCUCGACCUGGGGAUAAAAAAAAGAACUCACGAUCCUUGGCUCACUAUCAGGAAGACCAACAGAGCUUCGCAGAGCUACAAUCUGAGAGUCUGGAGGGUCAGAACACUAACAACUCAGCCAGUGAAGGACGUUUUGCAAUUUUGACCCAUCCAAAACUCCACACUCACCGGCGCACCAGAAGCAAAGACUUACAGAAGGGUUAUGACUUCUCGGGGGAAAGCCCAGCUGACAUGACAAACUCAAAGGAGAGUAGCCCGUCUGCAGGGGCUUUUGACACACACAAACAAGCUGGGCCUCAACAGGACCAACCAGUGCUAGCUCAUGCGACUUCCUCCGGUGGGCAGCGCAAAGAAGGUUCCAGAAGACUUCCUGAGUCUCCUCUACAUGUCAGAGACAGAAACAGAAAUUUGUCGUCAGGGGAAGCACCCAGACACAACCCAGUACCCCCACCAAGCCCAGGAAAGCUGUCAGAACAUAAACAGCAGCCACAGCAACAGCAUGCUGAAGAUGAAGUCAGGGGUACUGCUGUUGUUACUGUCCCUGGCAAAAAAAAUUCUCCCAGCAAGAAACGAGAGUCACCACCUUCUGGCUCAGGGAGACGCGAGUCUCCAACCUUUCAUCUUAGAAAAAGAGAACUUGGUUCUGGGAGUGUAAUGAUUGAAACUGGAAAAGCGAGCUCCCCUAACGCCUUUCCCUCCCCUGGUAUGGAUACUGAAAGUAGAGUCAGAAUUUCCCCUAAGGCUGGAACUGAAAGUCCAUCUUUCAAAGUAUCACCACCUUGUGGAAACCUUGAGCAAAACAGACAGGCAGCAAGUCAGUCUUCUAGCAUGUCAGAAACCUUCACAGUUGAUAAGGCUAAGUCUUUUUUAGAGAGUGUCAAUGCAAUUGCAGAGUCGGUUCUGGCUAGGAAAGCUUAUGGGCAAGAUGAUUCUCAAGAGAAAGCACAUGGAAGCCCAAGCAGUGGAAGCCGAGGUCACAGGCGAACGCGGAGUAGAGAUUAUCAGCUUCAUCCAGAAAAAAGCAAAUCAACACCAGAAUUGGCCAUUGCUUCAGGAGGUGGUAAAGUUGUGUCAGAGCUUGAUAGCAUGUCAACUAAUGAGGCUUUGAAAUCGGGUAAUAGAUGGGAAAGGCAAAGUGAGAAGACCUCAUCGGGGGGGCAGGAAGCUCGAGAUUCAUCAAAGAAAGAUGGAGACGGGGGAGGGAGCUCAGACUCAUCAACAAAGACUCGUGGACACAGACGAAAACGAAGUAGAGACUUGCACACACCCACAUCUAACUGGACCCAAGAUUAUAUUAUUAUGGCAGGUGAGAGAGAAGAUAGAAAGGAAUCCAAUGUCUUGGAAGAAAACAGGGGUCGCAGUGUUGAUGGCUAUGGUGGCCAUCAAAAGUCAGAAGAUGAUGGAGCUCAUUCAGCCAUGUCAGAGGUCAAGGAUGGGAGUUCGGGCAGACCAGUGUUGGAUGGACGUCGUAGACAUUCAUCUGGCAGCCGACCUAACAGUCCUCUCAUUGUUGGCAUGGACAAGUCAGACGGUGGGGAAGAGAAAACGAGAUUAUCCGUAGCUGAGCUAAUGAUGGAGCAAAAGGCUAAGAUUCUGAACAAAUCCAGCUCUCUCAACUCUCUCAGCGGUCGCAGCGAUGAUAGCCAUAAUGGUUCUAAAUCGGAGAUCCACAAAAAGUCGCCCAGCAUAGAAUCUUUACCUGGCAGUUACCGAGGAGAUGUGUCAAAACGCACCAUCAGCAACGAGUCUCUUGUGUCGGGGGGCAGUUCUAGGGGAGAAAGCUCAAAGAGAACACAGAGCAGCGAGUCUCUCAUGAGUGUUAGGACGGACACGUCCAAACGUUCUCACAGUAACGAAUCUCUCCCCGGCAGUGCCCGCACCGACACCUCCAGAAAAUCACCGAGCAAUGAAUCUCUACCUGAAAGUAUUCGCGAAGAAAAUGAGCAAGACUCUGCCCAGACUCAGACAGUGGUUGUUGAAGCAGGUCAUAGUUCGUCCCCUUCUGUCAGCUGCCGUAGAAGUCAGUCUAUUGGUUCGGCAAAAGAUAUUGGGCGGGGGUCUAGCAGCGAGUCAGGUCAUUCUCGCAGCGGGAAGUGCAACCUGCUUCAAAAUCUGGAGAAUAUCACCAAGAACAACUCCACUGCAGUUAGGGAGACAAAGGAGUCGCUGAUGAGGAAAAAAUCCAACCCAGAAGACAGCAGCGACACUGCUAGUUUGAAACAGCUCUCAGACGAUGAGAGGCAGUCAGGUCGAAGGUCACGGAACCACAGUGAGAGCGAUGUGGAAGGCGGUGCUUCUGAUGCUGGGUCACAGCUCCCGCCCAGAGCCCCGAAUGAGAGCUCCUCAGGAAGUCAUUCUGACGACAGUCGGCAUUCUCGGCGAGGACACAGAAGAACACCUUCCGACCACCGACAACCAACGUCACUCCCCUCAGAGGUCGACCCAACCCGUCCAACCCAUAGCCCCAUCAUCAUGGAGGGGGCAGUGAUGAAAAAGUCCAGCUCAAGUGUCCGUCGCAAUCAAUCAUUUCACGGAUUAUUGCCUUCGAAACACCAAGACACCAAAACCUCACCUUCGUCAAAUGAGGAUAUCUCCCCUAAAGCCGAUGAGCAAACCGUCUCUCAGACCCAGACUCACUCAGAGACACCUGCCAGGCCUCGUCCUCACCUCCGCUCUCGCACUCCUAGUCCCGCCCGAGCGCGGCAGCCAAUCCUGUCAGCAGCACAACUCAAACGCAACUCAGACAGUGGCAGCGGUAGCAGCAGCAGCAAGUCAUCAGCGCAGGAUCCCAGCGGCAGCAGCAAGUCAGCAACAGCACAGCAGGAGCCCAGCAGCAAACUCUCUUCAUGAAGCAAUGCUCGCAUCUUGCAAGCGCCUUGGUUAUCGUACAAAUGUUUUUCCACAGACCCCGUGCACCUGUUGUGGUUCUGUGCUGUAAUUUUGCAACGACUUCAUUGCAAAAACUUGCACUACGAACAUGGCACGGAGACCAUGUUGUGAUUAACUAGCAUUUGGAAUACAGUGGAGUCCACUUGAACCUAACGCAUCUAAUCUGAAAACGGUGAUAAACUGGGGGGGGG